AGAAGUUUCAUUAUCUUCUAUUUAAAUCUUUCAUUUCGCAUUAGGGAGAUUCACGAGCUUUUGACGGAUGAUCGAUCCAUUAAAACCCCGAUCCAUGACUACAACUAGCCGAAAGAACACACAUUGGUGUAAUACUUGCAGACGAGGAAUCCGUCUACAAGGAGAAGGCAGAAGAGGAGGAGCUUGCAUUCACUGUGGUGACACCUUUCUUGAAAGGCUAUAUGAGAACGUCGAACUAAGCCCUUUUGAUCUCUUCGGUUUAGCCUUUGAAGAAGCUCGUAAUCGUCGCCGCAACAACAGAAGUAGACCCGUUCUCGGAGACCAACCAACUUUUGAAGAGUUGUUUAACCGGCUCUCAGCACAAGACCGCCGUGGUCCUCCUCCAGCGUCACCAACCGCGAUCAACUCGUUACAAAAGAUCAAAAUCAGACAGAAGCAUCUCGGUUUGGAUCUGUGUUGCCCUGUUUGCCAAGACCGGUUCGAAAUAGGAUCGGAUGCAAGAAAGAUGCCGUGUAAACAUAUAUACCAUUCGGAAUGUAUAGCCCCGUGGUUAGUCCAGCGUAACUCUUGCCCUGUAUGCCGCAAAGAACUGCCACAAGACAGAAACAAUGGCUGGAAAAAACCAUUGAUGUAUCUGUGGCCGUUCAGCAUUUUUUUGUCGAUGGGUAAAACCGAGGAUGAUGUGAGCCUCCGUGACGCCGGCGGGGAACCUACCGGCGAUUCGACGGAGAGGAGGAAUGCUCGGUGUGUGAGUUGCCAAUGGAUCUCGAGCUUCGUUGGGUUCAAAUGUUUCUUCUUGUUGCUUCUCUCCGUCUCUUUGUUUCUUUCGGCUUUGUUUUUGUUGCUUCCCUUUCCUGUGGAUCGUGAGGAUUCCAAUCUCGAUCCCAGAUUUAGAGGUCAUGCUAUCGUUGCCAGUUUUAGCAUCAAUCGACCGGCUUCUUUUCUUAAUGACAAUAUCUUGCAGCUUAGAGAUGACAUCUUUCAAGAGAUGAGCUACAUAUCCAUCAAUGUAACUAUUUUGGCUUUUGAACCGUCGGAUGGAUUGAACAUAACAAAGGUUGUGUUUGGAAUUGACCACGAUACAGAUUACCGAGAAAUUUUACCUUUUUCCUUGAGUUCUAUCAAAGAGAUGUUCGAAUCGGUGCUCAUAAAUCAAUCUACUCUCCAGCUUACAAAAUCCUUGUUUGGGGAAACCUUCCAUUUUGAAGUGUUAAAGUUUCCAGGAGGAAUCACUGUGAUUCCGCCGCAAAGUGCUUUCCCUCUCCAGAAAUUCAAGAUUGUUUUCAACUUUACCCUAAAUUACUCUAUUCACCAGAUACAGAUAAACUUCAAUACCCUUGCUAGUCAACUCAAGAAUGGGCUGAAUCUUGCACCAUACGAGAAUUUGUAUGUAAGCUUAUCGAAUUCAGAAGGGUCAACCGUGUCUCCUCCUACAACUGUUCACUCAUCGGUUUUGCUAAGAAUCGGGACUUCAAAUUCAAGCCCAAGGUUGAAACAACUGACUGAUACCAUUACAGGUUCACGCUCGAAAAACCUCGGCCUGAAUAAUACCAUAUUUGGUAAGGUCAAGCAAGUUCGUCUUUCAUCUUUCUUGCCAAACAACAGUGAUAGUAGCACUAAGUCUCCAUCACCCUCACCUAGUCCCCAUUCCAAGCACCACCACCAUCAUCACCAUCGCCAUCACCACCACCACCAUCAUCACAGCCAUCAUCAUCACCACCACCAUCAUAGCCCAAAAAUGGCUCCAGAGGUUUCACCUGUGGCCUCUCCUGCUCCACAGAGAAACCGUAGGAUAGCUCCGUCUGCGCCUCCACCCUGCAACUUAGACAAUAUAAGACCAAAGAGAGUACAUUUCAAAGAGAAACACGUGCAUUUUUGUUCCACACCUACGCCUGCUCCUUCUGCUGGGGUACCACGUCAUCAGCUGCACUCGCCAUCCCCUAUUCCUGCAGCCAAUUCUCGUAUAGUUCCAGUCUCUGCCCCUCUACCACAUGUGGUGUUUGCCCAUGUAGCUCAACCACCCAAAACAGAAGCAACAGAACCACACGCAAAUGAAGAUGCUCAUCCUCAACCUCAGUCCUCUUCAUCAGCGAAUGAGGUUUUACCAGCUAUUCCAUGGAUUGUCCUUCUCAUGUUGAUAGUGACCAGGCUUCGUGAAUAACGACAUUAACAUGUCUAGUUUUACUCAAAACUUAAGUGUAUAAAAAUGAAUUCAUAUGGAAUCUAGAAACAGAACUGGAAGAGUUGUUAUAGAAUGUUGCUGCACAAAAUAGUGCAGGCUUCUACUUAUAUUCCAAUCGAAUAUAUGCUCUAAGAGCUUUUUUUGUAUA
Messenger RNA from Capsella rubella, 2330 nucleotides. RefSeq lists its product as uncharacterized. Lineage: Eukaryota; Viridiplantae; Streptophyta; Magnoliopsida; Brassicales; Brassicaceae. The record is from RefSeq and is a predicted model, not a curated record. Bases 68 to 2161 code for a protein of 697 amino acids. The transcript is spliced from 7 exons.